ACUGCAUAUCCCUCUUAGAAGAAGAAAUGUAAAGGUGAUGUACUUAAGACUAGAGGUGAAUCUGUUUCCGAGUUUUGUAGUGAUCUGGGGCCGGGUUGGAUUGGAUCAAAGGUGCAAGAGGAAGUGGCUAAUCAAAGACUGAACUCCCUGUCAUACGGCUUUGGUGACAAUGCCGCGUCAACACACCGCCGUUUCAGAAACUGAGUGAAGAUGCUCUUGGACGCCGGACCACAGUAUCCUACGAUAGGAGUGACUACCUUCGGUUCUUCCAGACAUCACUCAACAAGCGAAGUCACCGACAGAGAAGUGGCUUUGGGGAUAAAUCCGUUUGCCGAGGGGAUGGGUGCUUUCAAGAUCAACCACAGUACCCACGAUUUAGGGUCUGGACAGACGGCAUUCACCUCGCAGGCUUCGGGAUAUGCGGCUGCCGCUCUGGGACAUCACCACCACCCCGCCCAUGUCAGUUCAUACUCUACGGCGGCGUUCAACUCCACCCGGGACUUUCUGUUUCGAAAUCGGGGCUUCGGGGAUGCGGCGAGCGCUCAGCACAGCCUCUUUGCUACUGCUGCAGGCGGUUUCGCGGGGCCGCACGGGCACUCGGAUGCCGCGGGACAUCUCCUUUUCCAGGGACUUCACGAGCAGGCGGCCACUCACGCGACAUCCAACGUCGUGAACAGCCAGAUGCGCCUGGGCUUUUCCGGGGAAAUGUACGGCAGAGCAGAGCAGUAUGGUCACGUAACGAGCCCCAGGUCCGACCACUAUGCUUCGACCCAGCUGCACGGCUACGGCCCCAUGAACAUGAAUAUGGCUGCACACCACGGAGCUGGGGCCUUCUUUCGAUAUAUGAGACAACCGAUAAAACAAGAGCUCAUUUGCAAAUGGAUUGAGCCGGAGCAGCUAUCGAAUCCAAAAAAGUCUUGCAACAAAACUUUUAGCACGAUGCACGAGCUGGUCACCCACCUCACAGUGGAGCAUGUUGGAGGGCCGGAGCAGUCGAACCAUAUCUGCUUUUGGGAAGAAUGCGCCCGUGAAGGAAAGCCCUUUAAAGCCAAGUACAAACUUGUGAACCAUAUCAGAGUACACACCGGAGAGAAACCGUUCCCGUGCCCUUUCCCCGGCUGUGGAAAAGUGUUUGCCCGAUCGGAAAACCUGAAAAUCCACAAAAGGACGCACACGGGUGAAAAACCAUUUAAGUGUGAGUUUGAGGGCUGCGACAGGCGGUUUGCAAACAGCAGCGACCGAAAGAAACACAUGCACGUGCACACGUCGGACAAACCCUAUCUUUGCAAAAUGUGCGACAAAUCAUACACGCAUCCCAGCUCCCUCCGAAAACAUAUGAAGGUUCACGAAUCCACACACGGAUCACAACCGUCGCCAGCGGCCAGCUCAGGGUACGAGUCAUCCACGCCGCCAACAAUUGUGUCUCCAUCGACAGAGAACCAGAGCGGCAGCUCCAUAUCGCCAGCAUCAUCGACAGUGCAUCACACGACCAGUCACAGCACGCUGUCAUCAAAUUUUAAUGAAUGGUACGUGUAAAAUACUAUAUAAAAAGACUUCAGACUAGGACUGUUCCGAAGCAAAUUUAAACUAAUCAAAUACAUAAACGUGGACCGAAAAGGCAAAAAAUGAAGAAGCCCAAAUCUUUGUAAAAUGGCAUUAAAGCGAAUUAUGAGCAAUGCAUGGACUCGGGAAAACGCUGACUGCCAGUUUUGAAAAUGAUUUUUUGAAGAACUGCUCGAAGGAUUUCGAAGUGCAUGACACACCCCCGGCUCGCGGCCUAUUUUGUACAUAAAGAUUUACUAGAUUAAAAAUGUAAUAUUUUAUUUUGUAAAUACUUAUAUCACAUUUUAAGGGAAUGUGUGAAAAUGUGGUCCCUAGAUUUAUGGAAAAUUGAACGGUUUUAAAGAAUUAUGCGAAUUUUAGUGUUGGCUGAUCAUAAUGUUAUAGUUAAUGUGUACCAAAUGUGAAUGACUCCGUAUUACUACAGUCUACUCGUCGAGCUAACCGACUAUUAGUUUUAAUGUGCUUUGUAUACAGUGCAACCAUUUCGUCCCAAGUCAAGUCUGAAUAGCCCAGUAAAUUGUUGUUAUUUAAUGUCAUGUCGAUAAAUCGUAUAGUGAAAGCCUGAAACUCCGUGUCAAUCUGUUUAUGUAAACAUUGAUAAAAUAAGUAUUUGUUCACUCCCUUGGCUAUUGCAAAAAAUAAUAAAUGUAUAUAACUUAA
Molecule: messenger RNA, 2223 nt
Organism: Paramormyrops kingsleyae
Lineage: Eukaryota; Metazoa; Chordata; Actinopteri; Osteoglossiformes; Mormyridae
Gene: zic1
Product: zic family member 1 (odd-paired homolog, Drosophila)
Biological process (GO): regulation of transcription by RNA polymerase II
Cellular component (GO): nucleus
Molecular function (GO): RNA polymerase II cis-regulatory region sequence-specific DNA binding; DNA-binding transcription factor activity, RNA polymerase II-specific
Source: RefSeq, a predicted model, not a curated record